AGAUAUUUAAGUGUACUGGAAUACUUGGAGCGCAGACUGACUGUGAAACAGGUGGAGAACCCAUGUCUGCCAUGAAGAUAACAGGAGUUUUUGUGCUUCUCGCCCUGGCAGUUCUUUGCUUAGCAAAUGCUGCCAAGCAGGAUGAGGUAGACUGCAGUGAAUACAGGAGGUUAGAGAGAGGAAGACCUAUUUACUGCGAAAAGCUCUACCAACCUUUCUGUGGCUCUGAUGGGAAAACAUACAACAACAAAUGUUCUUUCUGCAAGGCAGUCCUGAGGAGCAGAGGAGCCUUACAUAUGAAGCAAGCAGGCGUAUGCUGAAUUAAUUCUGCAUGACAGAGAAGAAUGCCAAGAACAGCUUUACACUGCCUUAUCAUGAUCUCCUAAUUUAAUUUCAUUCAUCUUGCCUGUACUAAUAAUAGUGAACAAAGCUCCACGUACACCUUUCAGCCGUGCUCUGAUGUCUGCUGCUUCUCCCUGCUUCAGAGUGCAGGGACUGACACUUCUGUCAUCCCUGCAAAUCUUCCUCAGGAUACCCAUAAGCAUUCCUCUUUCUGUAGCAUAUAGGUUUUCAUGUGAGCACUGCAUUAUGUAUUUGUCUCCAUAUUGAAAGUUCAAAUCCUUACAUUGCCACCUGCAGGCAUUGCUCAGUUUUCCUUGCUGGAGCUUGCUCCUCCUUGUUCUUUUCAGAUUCUUCCUUUCAAAAGCUUCAGCUUUCCUAUGAAGUACAUGGACUCUUCCAGUUUUGUAGCUAAAUUUUUAAUUCUCAUUUUUUCUUUUAACUUUGUACAAUUCUGAUUCACAUACGUUGUGUAACUUCUUAGGUUGCAUGUUUAUUAAAAUAAAUGUAGGCUCUUU
Gallus gallus (chicken) is the source of this 857-nucleotide messenger RNA. Its product is annotated as serine protease inhibitor Kazal-type 6-like. The coding region runs from base 63 to 320 and encodes 85 amino acids. Gene Ontology annotation, molecular function: serine-type endopeptidase inhibitor activity; protein binding. The transcript is spliced from 4 exons. The record is from RefSeq and is a predicted model, not a curated record. Lineage: Eukaryota; Metazoa; Chordata; Aves; Galliformes; Phasianidae.